AUGGCGCCUGGGCCGGCCUGCCGUCGCGGGCCCCCAAGGUCGCCUCUUCCCCCUCAGGCUUCGCUAGUCCACAUCUCCCUCCGUCGGCAUAAUCGAGCCGGCGAUGGACACGGCGUGAUAGUUCUACUCCUAUUUCUUUCCGCAGCCGAGCGCAAGCUGUUCGACGAAUUGCCGGAGCCAGCUGAACAUCACCGGAGGUACUUGAAGUACCACGACCUACACGGAGGUGAACAAGAAUCAAGGAAAUCAAAUUACACUGAUUUGGUGAAUAAGUACUACGAUCUUGUCACUGGAUUCUACGAAUAUGGAUGGGGCGACUCAUUCCAUUUUGCUGGCAGAUAUCCGGGUGAGACUAUCCGUGAAGGCAUUAAGUGGCAUCAGCAUUUUAUGGCACUACAAUUGGGGCUCAAGAAGGGCAUGAAGGUCCUGGAUGUGGGAUGUGGAAUUGGGGGACCCUUAAUAGAAAUUGCCAGAUUCAGCUCAGCACUGAUAACUGGAUUGAACUACAACGACUACCAGAUCUCAAGGGGCAAGGAGCUCAUUUUUUCAGCAGGUUUGAGUGAGCAAUGUUCCUUCUUGAAGGGGGACUUCAUGAACAUGCCAAUAGCUGAUAACACCUUUGAUGCGGCCUAUGCAAUACAGGCUACAUGUCACGCACCAGAUGCACAUCUGGCCAUCAAGGCUGAGAUUGAGCUCGGCGAUGGGCUGCCUGAUAUCCGUACCACUCGCCAGUGUGUCCAAGCUAUGAAAGAUGCAGGAUUUGAGGUCAUUUGUGCAAAGGAUCUUGCUCAAGAUUUUCCUUGCCCGUGGUACCAGAUGAUAGAUCCCAACAAUUUUUCAUGGACUAGCUUCCAAUGCACACGCCUAGGACGGAUCAUCACCCGUGCAAUUGUCAAUACACUGGAGUUCCUCCGUAUCGCCCCAGCAGGCAGCAUGGGAACCUACAACCUCCUGAUCAGUGCCUCUGAUGGCCUUCUAAAGGGUGGCCGGGAAGGAAUCUUCACAGCGACCUUCUUCGUCCUGGGCCGCAAGCCUCUCAAGGAAACUGGAAUAGCGAACGACGGCAAUCUUUGA
Miscanthus lutarioriparius is the source of this 1074-nucleotide messenger RNA. Lineage: Eukaryota; Viridiplantae; Streptophyta; Magnoliopsida; Poales; Poaceae. The record is from the annotation of a GenBank genome assembly.